Messenger RNA from Arabis nemorensis, 1131 nucleotides. Lineage: Eukaryota; Viridiplantae; Streptophyta; Magnoliopsida; Brassicales; Brassicaceae. The record is from the annotation of a GenBank genome assembly.
AUGGAGGAAUCAUAUCAGAUCUCUGAUAUCUUUAGAGCUUAUAAGCAACCAUUUGCAGUCACGUAUCUUGGAGCUUCUCUUAUGAUAGUUUACCUUCCCGUUGCAUUUCUCAAAGAUUGGUUUUGUCAGUAUUUAGAGAGUCGACGAUCUUUAAGAAGCAAUAAAGUUCCCGCAUUGACAGAUGCUGAGUCCUCGGUUGAGAUUGGUUCUCCUUUGAGGCACAAAAUCAUUGAAAUGGGACUUCAAGGGACUCUUACUAAGAAAGAUAGUGAGGAAGAUUUUGCAUCUCACGAAGAAGAUGUGAGACCAUUGAUCGGUAAAGGGAAAGAAGAAACACAGACUCCGAAACAUGGGAAAGAGAUCACGACAAAGCAGAUUGCAAUGUACGGGCUUUACCUUGCACCAAUUUGGUUUGUUACAGAGUAUCUGUCCAAUGCUGCUCUUGCGCGUACAAGUGUGGCAAGCACUACUGUGUUGUCUUCAACCUCAGGACUGUUUACUCUUUUCAUUGGUGCUUUUUUGGGCCAAGAUACUUUGAACCUGUCGAAAGUAGUUGCUGUAUUUGUCAGUAUGGCCGGUGUGGUCAUGACAACGCUCGGGAAAACUUGGGCUGCUGAUGAGUCGCAACUAAAUUCUUCACUCAACGGGGAACGGUCCCUUAUGGGAGAUCUCUUUGGGCUUCUCUCUGCAGUCUCGUAUGGACUAUUUACAGUGCUUUUAAAGAAGUUUGCUGGUGAAGAAGGAGAAGGAGUUGAUGUGCAAAAGCUGUUUGGAUACAUAGGAUUGUUCACACUUGUAGCUCUCUGGUGGCUUGUGUGGCCAUUGACAGCAUUAGGGAUCGAACCCAAGUUUACCAUACCGCAUUCUGCCAAAGUGGAUGAAGUUGUUUUGGCUAACGGUUUUGUUGGAAGUGUCCUCUCUGACUAUUUUUGGGCACUUUCUGUGGUGUGGACGACUCCGCUAGUAGCGACACUGGGUAUGUCUCUCACCAUUCCACUUGCGAUGGUUGCUGACAUGAUGAUUCACGGUCGUCAUUAUUCCGCCAUUUACAUUCUUGGCUCAACUCAGGUGUUUGCUGGAUUCGUAAUAGCUAACAUCUCGGACUUGUUCUCAAAGAAGCUUGGUUUGUAA